AUGAAAAUCAUAAGCUGGAACUAUCGGGGGCUUGGGAACCCCCGAACAGUUCAAAUCCUUCGAUUACUAGUGAAGGAGAAGUUACCCGAUGUGGUUUUUAUUAUGGAAACUAAACUAAACUAUGUGAGAUCAAAUAGGAUUGCAAAGUCUUUGAAUUUUGAAGGGUGUUGUGUCAGCGAGGCCGUUGGUAGAAGUGGAGGGCUCAUUCUGAUGUGGAAACAAAAAGACUUACUUGAGUUAGUAAAUUUCUCAAGAUAUCAUUUUAAUGUGAUGGUUAAAGAUGGUUUCAGUAGUUUUAGUUGGUUGUUGACAUGUUUUUAUGGGCAUCCGAAUGCUUCUUUAAGAAAAUAUACUUGGAGCCUACUCUCUUCUUUCAAACCUGGUGAGGAGGGGUGGGUGGUGAUUGGUGACUUUAAUGAGAUUUUAUAUAACAAUGAGAAGGCAGGGGGAAAUUACAGAAGUGAAUAUCUCAUGAGAAGUUUCAAAAAGGUUCUAGAGGAGGGAAACCUGUUUGAUUUAGGGUGGAAAAGAAACAAGUUCACGUGGUGCAACCAUCAUGAAGAUGAGUCUUUUACCAAUGAAAGAUUAGAUAGAGUCCUUGCCAAUUCGAGGUGGAAAGCUUUUUACUCAAAGGUUUCAGUGGAAACACUUCCAACUAUCUGCUCAUACCACAGCCCAAUACUAUUUGAUUGUAGUAUUGAGAGGUGUUUAGAAGCCAGAUACUUCUUUCCUUUUAAAUAUGAAGCCAAUUGGAGUAAGGAAGAGGGGUGUAGUGAGACUGUUGGGGCAGCUUGGCAUGGUAGUAGUGGAGGAGAGACUGGUUUGACCAGGAUUUUAAAAAAGCUGGAUAGAACAAGAAGGGGGCUUCAAAGUUGGAGCAAAAAUAUGGUUAGAGAUAGAAACACAGCUAUUAAGGAAAAAACUCAGCUUUUGGGUGAAUUGCAGAGCUGA
Molecule: messenger RNA, 951 nt
Organism: Carya illinoinensis
Lineage: Eukaryota; Viridiplantae; Streptophyta; Magnoliopsida; Fagales; Juglandaceae
Exons: 1
Coding region: 1-951 (316 amino acids)
Molecular function (GO): catalytic activity
Source: RefSeq, a predicted model, not a curated record